AUGGCAAAAGCUGCAUAUAAAAUGGCGGCUCUGCUUGCGGUCGACACAUUCGCUCGUCCGCUGAGCAUGGUGGACCAAAGGCUGGGCGACAGCGAGUACCACUUCUCGUGGCGCCAUGACGGCAGCAAGACUUACACUUGGGAUGGCGCCAACCAGUACUGCGGCAACCUUGGCUCCGGCUGGCAGGGUAUCAGCAUCGAGACUCACCAAGAGGACAGUCUCGUCAGAAAGGCGAUUACAGAAGAUCAACUACCAUGGAUUUGGACCUCAGGUCGUCUCAAGAAUCACGGCUUCGCCUGGGCUUCAGGUGCUGAAUUCGUGGGUCUCAACUGGUCUCACACCGGCGGGAAUCAUCGACCACAACCAGACAACCGAGAGGGGAACGAGGAAUGUCUAGGGGUUCUCAACAACGUCUACGACGACGGCAUCAAGUGGCACGACAUCGCCUGCCACCACGACAAGGCCAUCAUCUGCGAGCGCAAUGUCAGAGUCCACGGAUGAACACAGAUACACAUACACAAACGCAGAGAUGCACAUACAUCAAUGUGUAGUGUAUGUAUUUAUAUAUAGAUAUAUGAUAAGCCCAAUACUAACUUAUUCAUAAACACUGUAUGAAUCUAGCUAUUGUGUUUUAUUGCCAUUUUCCAAUUACGAGAAUUGGAAGAAAACCAACCAAAACUAAGUAUUCUAAGUUGAUUAGGCUAUAUUGAUAUCGUUUGAAAUAA
Messenger RNA from Penaeus monodon (black tiger shrimp), 725 nucleotides. Its product is annotated as L-selectin-like. The coding region runs from base 1 to 501 and encodes 166 amino acids. NCBI's taxonomy places the organism in Eukaryota, Metazoa, Arthropoda, Malacostraca, Decapoda, Penaeidae. The record is from RefSeq and is a predicted model, not a curated record. The transcript has 4 exons.